Messenger RNA from Solanum stenotomum, 1168 nucleotides. Its product is annotated as aspartic proteinase-like protein 1. Gene Ontology annotation, biological process: proteolysis. The record is from RefSeq and is a predicted model, not a curated record. Lineage: Eukaryota; Viridiplantae; Streptophyta; Magnoliopsida; Solanales; Solanaceae. The transcript is spliced from 6 exons. Gene Ontology annotation, molecular function: aspartic-type endopeptidase activity. The annotation marks the transcript as partial.
ACAAAAAAAGCCUCGGAUUCUCUAUUUCUCUUCACACCUAACAAAAAUCUCUACCCUCUAGGGCUUUGCUUCAAUGGCGAUUUCUCUUACGGCAGUUGUACUACUGACGACGGUGGUGUUGAUGCUUUCCGUUGAGCUUGCCGCCGGAUAUACAUUCUCGUCGAGGUUGAUUCACGGGUUCUCAGAUGAAGCGGUGUCGUUUUGGGCAUCUAAAGGGAAGAGUAUGACGUGGCCGAACCGCGAGAGUGUGGAGCAUAUGAGGUUGCUACUUAGUAAUGAUUGGAAGCGACAGAGACUUAAGCUUGGUUCGCAGAAGCAGCUUUUGUUUCCAUCUGAAGGAAGUGAAACUCAUUUCUAUGGAAAUGACUUGAGUUGGCUGCAUUAUGUGUGGAUUGACAUAGGGACACCAAAUGCAUCAUUUCUUGUCGCCUUGGAUACUGGAAGUGAUCUGCUCUGGCUCCCUUGCAAUUGUGUACAAUGCGCUCCAUUGUCUUCAAGCAACUACUCAAUGUUGGAUAAAGAUCUGAAUGAGUAUAGCCCAGCACGAUCAAGCAGUAGCAAGCAUCUAUCUUGCAGCCAUCAAUUAUGUGAACUGGGUCCUAACUGCCGGAGUCCAAAGGAACACUGCCCUUAUACUGUUAACUACUAUUCUGAAAAUACAUCAAGUUCGGGUUUUCUUUUUGAGGACCAAUUGCAUUUGACUUCAGUUGGUGGACAUGAACAUCAAGGUUCUGUGCUAGCUCCUAUUGUUAUAGGCUGUGGUAGCAAACAAAGUGGCAAUUAUUUGAGUGGAGCUGCUCCAGAUGGGGUGAUGGGAUUAGGGCCAGGAGAAAUUUCUGUUCCAAGUUUGCUGGCGAAGUCUGGAUUUGUUCCACACUCAUUCUCAUUGUGUUUUGGAAAGAGCAAUUCUGGCACAAUUUUCUUUGGUGAUAAAGGGCCUGAAAAUCAAAGACGAAGUUCAUUUGUAUCUUUGGAUGGAAAUUACAAUACCUAUAUUGUUGAAGUUCAACAUUAUUGUGUUGGGGGUACCUGUCCAAAGCAAAGUGGAUUUCAAGCCUUAGUUGAUAGUGGGUCUUCCUUCACCUUUCUCCCUUCUGAAAUCUUUACAAAAGUAGUAACUGAGUUUGAAGAGCAAAUGAACGCUACAAGGUUAGCUAUAGAAGAUUUU